Messenger RNA from Helianthus annuus (common sunflower), 781 nucleotides. RefSeq lists its product as uncharacterized. Lineage: Eukaryota; Viridiplantae; Streptophyta; Magnoliopsida; Asterales; Asteraceae. The coding region runs from base 46 to 669 and encodes 207 amino acids. The transcript has 2 exons. The record is from RefSeq and is a predicted model, not a curated record.
AAUUCAAACACCAGCUAAUUUAAAACAAUAUAACCGAACACAAACAUGAACCCACAAGGAAUGACCGAAUUCGAACCCUCAAUUGAGUGGGUGAACGAGGAUGAUUGCGACACUCUUCUUCUUUAUUUGCCCGGUUUCGCUAAGGAACAACUCAAAGUUCAGUUAAGAUCAAGGACAUUGAUACUUAGUGGUCAACGCAAAGUGAAUGAUAACACAUGGACCCGAUUUCGAAAAGAAUUUCCACUUGCCGAGAAUUGUGAUAUUAGCAAAAUCAGUGCCAAAUUCGAAGGCAACAUACUCAACAUUAGACUACCAAAAACAAGAAGUCCAGUGGCGAAACUAGAAGAAAAAACCCCCACGAACGCUCCUACCCCAACACCUAACAAUGUCAACCCCACGGACGAACCAAAAAUGCAUCAGGAACAAGCCAAGGUAAAACCCGAUUCUAAAGCCGAAGGUUCCAAUAAUGACGUGGAGGAAAAAGAUGGAAAUUAUGAAGGGAGAGUUAAUGAAUUGAAGGACUCGAAAGGUGUUUGUGAAAAUGUGUCAAAGAAGACGACGAUGAAGCCGAACCUGUCUAGGAACGAUGUGAUGAAAGUUGUGGCUCUUGUAUUUGGGUUUGUGGUGGGUCUUUAUUUCUCUAAGUUGAUUCAGUCUUGGAUUGCUUAAGAACACUUGAAUGAGUUGGGCUGAAAUUUGAAUAUUAUACCUCUAACUUGUAACUUGUAAGACGUGUGAUUUGAUUUGAGUACAAUGAAUAAAGAUUUCUUUAAUUUUUUAA